Messenger RNA from Marchantia polymorpha subsp. ruderalis, 1714 nucleotides. Lineage: Eukaryota; Viridiplantae; Streptophyta; Marchantiopsida; Marchantiales; Marchantiaceae. The record is from the annotation of a GenBank genome assembly.
CGAGAGUCACGCUCAUGGACUCUCACGCUGUUCUUGUCGAGGAACCUCCAAAACACGCUGAAGUCUAGAUACUUCAGCGUGUGACCUCCAAAAUACGGAAGGACGCGGUCGAUCGAGGUCAACACACAUGGAGACGAAUCGCAUCAGAUCACGUUUCAAGAGACUGAAGUUACAACACGGUUCCGCACUCGAUCUCGUGGGUGACCCAAUGCUCAUUGAUUUUAAGGACGAAUCGUCCAUAGAUUCUCUUCCAUGGGAUCUCUUCAUGAAUAUUUUAGGAAGACUUCACUGGGUUGACUACCUGCGAUGUAAAUUAGUCUCUGAUUGGUGGAACUGCAUUCUCAAGAAUCCUCUUCUUAGCAGUCCGAACUCGGUGGCAAUUUCCUCUUGCGAGGCAGACGGGCCGUGUUUGGUGGUCACCGACGGGAAUGACAUUUUUGUCAGAAGAGCCUCCAGCACUUGGCGUCUUCCGAUUUCUGGCAUUCAGCAAUGGAAGCAGCUCCCAUUGACAAGUCCGAGCUCACACCCUACUUCCGCCCAAUGGAAGUUGAUCGCCACGACAAAUGGUCUAUUUCUCAUGUCCGCAGGACAGAAUAAGCGCAAGUACCUCUUAUGCAAUCCGGUAACCAGAAGAGUUGAAGAAUUGCCUCGUCCAUCCAAACUGUUAGUGAGUGCUGAACUUCAAAUGUCAGGAACAUACGUCUCCAGGAGUGUGGAAAUGGUGACUCCUAUGGGAACUGGCGGCACGGAAUCCAGAUCUUGGCCGAAGGUGAUUGCUUUCGAGCGUUACUCUGGUGGACGGGGAUCUGAUACCCUCAAUAUGUGGAGGUUUCUAAAAUACGAUGAUGAGUCCAGUGCUUGGCAGGUGGUUUCCAAGCUUUACAACUUUUCCAUCAGAGUUCAGAAAGUCACCACGACCGUCAGACUUGUACCCGCUGAUUUCGCCGUCUACUACCAUGUUCGAGAAGAAACUCAAGAUGUGGAACUGGAAGAGAAGGAGGUCAAGCUCAGAAACUGUGCUACGGUGGGAGGAGAGAUAUUCAUCCUCUUAACUUCCGUUAAAGGACCACGCCGCACGCCAUUUGCGCAAAACACCGAAUCCAUCGAGGAAUGGUUCAGCAGUGUCUUGUUCAAACUCAGGCCAUGCAAUCUCGUUGAAAUCCCGUUAAAUGGUCUGGACAGGUCACCGUAUCUGCAAUUGUUCCAACAUGGGGGAAUCUUAUACAUAGCGAGGGGAAUGGCAGCCAGGGAUUUAAAAGUGGAUAUAUUGAGGCAGAAUUCAGAGGGAACUUUGUGGGAUGAGGUGACUACGAUGCCAGACCGUCUGGUAGAAGAACUGUACAGUCUCAUACAACCGGUAGCACUUUUUCGACUCCAGGUGGAAGGGGACUAUGUAUGUUUCUCCAGUGGAUAUAGCUUUGGUAGCUUUGGUGUGAUUAUCGCAUUCCAUGUACCGACGAAGAUAUGGGCACGGCUCGACGACUUCACUGCUCGGCUCCGUGAGUUUUAUUCACACUCUCGUUUUGGGCCUUGGUAUCCACAUGGUCAGGAGUCGGACGAUAGUUUGCAGCAUUUUUUCUGGCAGCCUAGGCUAGAUUCAAACUUUUAACUUCCGUCACAAACACAAGACUGGUGAAUCUAUCGCUCGUAGCUCACAAUGAGACAACGGAAUUAAGUAUUCAUUAUGUAGGCGGAUGUCAUUCUUAAAAAUGCA